AUGGACAGCCUACUUCAGCAAAUCCAGACGGCCGCAUUGCAGGCGGAUGCCGCAGGAAGACACAAGGUGCUCGAUUUCCUGAGAAGCCUUCAGCUUAAACUUGAGACUCCACACGACGCCCUGUCGCGCUACUCGGGCUUGCACCUAGAGAUCACGGCAGCCCGCAUCGCCGAGGAUCUCGAUAUCUUUGAGACCCUCGCCAGCUCCGACAAACCCUUGACGUCGGCCGACCUGGCUGCCAAGAAGGCUGCGUCGCCGUUAUUGCUUAGCCGCAUCCUCCGAUACCUUGCGUCUGUUGGCAUGGUCACCGAGUCAGGCCCGGAUUCCUUCACUGCCAACGCGCUGACCAAGACGCUGGCACAACCCGGCUACCGAGGUGGCAUCUAUCACUUUUUUGACAACUGCGGGCCUGUCUUCCAGGCCCUCCCGGCCUUUCUCGCCGAGACCAAGUAUCAAGACGUCAGCGAUGCCGCCCACACGGCGUUCCAGAAGGCCUUCCCAACGGAGCUGCCUGCCUUCAUGUGGCUGCCCACCCAGCCAGAACGCUUCGGUCCCUUGCAGCAGGUCAUGACUGUCCAGGGCGCUAUCGGUGUUCCCUGGUUCACUGUCUUCCCCUUCGAGCGCGAGCUGGCGGGCUUCGAUGGUCAGCAUGUCCUCGUCGACGUCGGUGGUGGCUUCGGCCACCAAUGUGCUGCCCUGCUCGGCGCCUUCCCGCAGCUGAAGGGCAAGCUCGUACUUCAGGAUCUCCCGCAGGCGCUGGCCCACCUGCCCCCCGGCAUGACCAUUCCCGAGGGCAUCGAGGCGGUGCCCCACGACUUCUUCCAGGAGCAGCCGGUCAAGGGUGCCCGCUUCUACUACCUGCGCCAGAUCCUGCACGACUGGCCUGACGACAAGUGCGUCGCUAUACUGAAACAGCUCAUCGCGGCCUUAGGCCCACAAUCGCAGAUUCUCAUCGACGAGAUGGUUCUGCCCGAUGCCGGUGUCACCUGGGAGGCGGCCACCCUUGACCUCACUAUGAUGUCGUCGCUGGGCUCGCGCGAGCGUACUGUCAAGGAGUGGAAUACUCUCCUCGACCAGGCUGGCCUCAAGGUUCAAAGCAUCCACACCUACCUACCUCGCCGCCAGGACUCCAUCAUCCAAGCUGUGCCAAAAUAG
This is a messenger RNA of Diaporthe amygdali, 1155 nucleotides long. RefSeq lists its product as uncharacterized. The transcript is spliced from 3 exons. The coding region runs from base 1 to 1155 and encodes 384 amino acids. NCBI's taxonomy places the organism in Eukaryota, Fungi, Ascomycota, Sordariomycetes, Diaporthales, Diaporthaceae. The record is from RefSeq and is a predicted model, not a curated record. Gene Ontology annotation, molecular function: O-methyltransferase activity.